Messenger RNA from Odontomachus brunneus, 2595 nucleotides. Its product is annotated as neurogenic locus notch homolog protein 1. Lineage: Eukaryota; Metazoa; Arthropoda; Insecta; Hymenoptera; Formicidae. The transcript has 7 exons. The record is from RefSeq and is a predicted model, not a curated record. Bases 167 to 1411 code for a protein of 414 amino acids.
GAAAUUCGAAGUGGGGCCGAAGGUCGCGGAUGGUGGGGCCAGCCUCGUAUCCUCGCUUUCGUCUUCAUCAUCUCCGCGGCCGCGGCUAACUCGGUUAGUCCUUUCCGCAUCAGCACCGGGGACGAGCUCUCACGCGUCUGACAAGGUAGUUUGGAACGACGACAAGAUGUUUUUUCCUACGCAAGCCGCAGUCUUGCUCCUGUCUCUGUUUGCCGUGUUGGUCAACGGCAGUCAGUACUUCCAAUCGCGUGUAGUCACGUCUAGCAGCUGCGACAGCUACACAUGCGGAACCAACGCGAGAUGCACCAUAAGCGAAGGACGACCGGUCUGCUCGUGCCUGAAUCUACAUAUGGGAGACCCACUUGCGCACUGUAUACGAGUCGAAUGUUUAAUCAACGACGAUUGUCCAUAUAGUAAAGUGUGCACGGAUAACAGAUGCAUCGAUCCCUGCAUCGGUCUGUGCGGCGCCAACGCGAACUGUAACACCAGGAACCAUGUAGGCACCUGCGUAUGCCUACCAGGACACGUCGGCGAUCCGUUCACGGGCUGCCACGUCGCGGAUCCUCAAGCUGCCUGCAAGCCGAGCCCAUGCGGGCAGAACACCCAGUGCGAGGUGAUCAACGAAGUACCGGUCUGCACUUGUCUACCGGGUUACAGAGGCUCGCCUUUGGCUGGCUGUCGUCACGAGUGCGAGAGCGACAGCGAGUGCCCUCAUCACCUUUCGUGCUCGUCGUCAUUCAGAUGCGAAAACCCCUGCAAGUGUGGCGAGAACGCGGAAUGCGAAGUCAUCAAUCACCAAGGCAGGUGCACCUGUCCGAAGACGUGGCUGGGAAAUCCGUACGUCUCGUGCCGACCGGAGUGCACCGCCCACUCCGAGUGCCCGACGGGCAAGCCCGCCUGUCUCUAUCAGAAGUGCGUGAAUCCAUGCGACGGCGUUUGUGGAGUGAACGCCGACUGCCACCUACGCAGCAUCACCCCCGUUUGCAGUUGCCCAAAGCACAUGACUGGCAAUCCUUUUGUGAGCUGCAGACCGUUUGAGCCACGUGAUCUCUGCGAGCCGAAUCCCUGCGGCUCGAAUGCGAUCUGCACGCCGGGUCACGACAACACCGGCAAGGAGAGGCCGGUGUGCACGUGUCCCACCGGCUACAUCGGUAACGCUUUGACAAGCUGCCAGCGCGGGGAGUGCUUCACUGACAGCGAGUGUCCCGACAAUCGGGCGUGCAUCGACUUCACGUGCAAGAAUCCGUGCACUGGUCGUGAAUGCGGCUCGACCGCCACGUGUACGGCCCGACGUCAUAUCGCGGUCUGCACGUGUCCGGACGGGACCAGGGGCGACGCUCUGUACACCUGCAACCCCAUCGAGAGCAAGUCCGUGUACAAUUACGGCCGUGCCUACCGUUACCGCUACUAGUCACAAAAGGCGAACUGCGCUUUUAAACGCUCUUUGCAAAACCGUCUAAUUUAUUCUAAUUUAAUGUGCAUCUUGUACGCGCAUCUUAAUUCAUUGUCAUUCAAUGCUCGCGCGGAAAAUCAGAGCGGAAGGAGAUGAUCGAGAACGGAGGAUUUAUCGAAGGACACGUCGUUCGGUCAAGUCUUGUUAAGGCUCAUGCUACUUCGCCUCGACCUUCUUCGUUACUGACGCGUCAGAAGCGAGGAAAUAUAUACUCAACAUUCUUGCAAAAUAAAAGAUAUGAUAAAUGAUACUUGUGCAGUCAAUUAAGAAAAAAUUUGUAAAAUGUUGGAAAUAUAUUCCCUUUGACCCUUAAAGGGAAAUAUAUUUUCCCCCUACUGACCCCUUCGACUGAAGUAGUCAGUCAAAUUAGAGGCGAGGAAGCAAGAGCCUCGAUUCUUUGGGAUUCGCCUACUUCUCGCCGAAAUCGUAAUAAACAGAGCAACCUUACCUUCGUAAUGCUAUACUAGUCUUCUAAUCCUCGCGUUUUGAAAACAUCACGGAUCUCACAUGUACGUUCUGUUUUUGGGCUACAACCAGCCGUUUAUGGAUCUCGUUUAUAUUCACGAUAAUGAUAAUAAUAGACACGCGAUGACGAGAUUUAUACUGCCGAGAUUUUAUACUCGCUCUACAAUCGCACUUCUCCAGCCUGUCCUUGUCCGUCCCACAUGCGACAUUCGCGUAUAACGUGUAGUGCACUAAUUGUUGAGAGGGAGAGAAGAGAUAUCCUUGUACAUCUAAACAAUAAUUUUUAUUGAAUAAUUCAACAUUAUGUCCACUUGGUAAAUGGAGUGCGGGUCGUUAUAAAACUAGUUGAGAAAUUUAGGAAAACAUUACUUACUAGUGUACUAUUAAAAAAUAAAUAAUCGCGAUUUUUUUUACAUAUUACACGUUACACGACGCUAAGAAUCCAAUAAUUACGCUAUUACUCGUUAUUAUAAGUAUUGGCAGCACCGUUAUUUGCAAAGUUCGUUAAUUUCGAAAUAGUCAUAUAUCGUCCGCUUCGGUAUGUUCGACUAUAAUUGAAUUUUUUUUUUUUCUAUAAAUCUUCUUUCUUACAAAUACGUUAAGGACACAGGCAUUGUGUUACUCUUCGUUCUUCCUGUAACUAUAACAAUAUAUUAACACAGUAUAUUAUUUCAUUA